GUCAAGCUAAAGAGCUGUACGGGCUGCAACCUCUUUCAUUUAAUAUUUACGUCCGCAAUCUCUGUGAUAGAGAAAUACGACUGCCAGGAUUAUCAUGAUUUGACCAACGGAUUUUAUUUUCAUCUGGCGUCCCACUAGAGCUAAGUGGUGGAUGAAGGGCAGGGGUCAAAUUCAAUCUCAUCAAAGCCUGAGCUGCCUGUCAGUUGUAUGAGAAGUAAGGCUACAUUUCCAGGAGAGCUGGAGAAAAAGCUGAAAAGUACCAUCUGAAGCGACAGGAUUGCCCUAUGGACAAGAAGCUUUAUCUCGGACCUGUGCAACAUUUGUCUCAAUCUUCAUCAUACAACAUCAAGUCCUGGAAGUUGUGACUGGUGUGGAAAGAAGACCGUGCCACAUGUUCUGUAAAUUUGAUUCCGGGGGAAAUGCAGAAUGGUAUGCAGCUCUUUUCUAGCACCAUGCGUUUGUUACUGCGGUGGCUGCGGCUGUGCUUCAGGCGAGGCCACAAAAGGCUGCCAAGGUGUGUACGGGAGCCUUGGAGCUACAGCAGGCUGCUCCUCAAGUCCCUAUAUUUCAACUCACUCACCAACUCUGAUGUGGUCAUGGAUGCCCUCUUCGAGCCUGUGUUCUGGCUAGUGGACCAUCUCACACGUUGGUUUGGAGUGGUCUUUGUGUGCCUGGUUGUGAUCCUCACCAGCUCUAUUCUUAUCAUCGCAUACUUCUGCCUGCUGCCCAUGGUCUUGGAUACAUACUCUACAGCUUGGAUCAUUUGGCAUCUCUGCUAUGGCCACUGGAACCUGGUAAUGAUUGUCUUCCACUAUUACAAAGCCACCAGGACAUCCCCUGGACACCCUCCCCAGAUAAAAUGUGAUAUACCAGCUGUGUCCGUCUGCAAGAAAUGCAUAAUUCCCAAGCCGGCCAGAACCCAUCACUGCAGUAUUUGCAACAGCUGUAUAUUAAAAAUGGAUCAUCACUGCCCUUGGCUGAACAACUGUGUAGGCCACUUCAACCAUCGCUACUUCUUCUCUUUCUGCCUAUUCAUGACCUUGGGCUGCAUUUACUGCAGCAUCAGCGGGCGAAAUUUGUUCCUGGAUGCUUACAGAGCCAUUGAGCGCUUCAAGAGCUUGGAUGUGGAGCCACAAGGGGUUCCCGUGACGGGGGUAGGAUGGCUCAUUGGCCUCCUACCUCCUGGAUCUGCACCUGGGCAGAGCUAUUAUCAGACUCCAGCUCCUCCCUUCACAUUCAGGGACAAGAUGUUUCAUAAGAGCAUCAUUUACAUGUGGGUGCUGACAAGCACGGUAGCACUUGCUCUUGGAGGCUUGACACUGUGGCAUGCCAUGCUGAUCUCUAGAGGUGAGACCAGUAUUGAGAGACACAUCAACAGCAAAGAGACUCGGCGCAUGCAGAAGAAAGGGAAGGUUUUCAGGAAUCCAUUUAAUUAUGGCAGAUUAAACAACUGGAAGGUGUUCUUUGGUGUUGAGAAGAGGAGUCAUUGGCUGACCCGUGUCCUGCUGCCUUCCAGUCACCCACCCUAUGGUGACGGGAUCACCUGGGACUUCACUUUACACAGGAAGGACCUGAUGGCUGUCUGACUACUGAUGCAAGUUUCACUCCUCAGCACUAUGGGAAUGGUUGCCCCAGGGUAGCGUUGGAGUCUAAAGGCAGCCUGGGGACUUGGAGUCAGAGGGGUUACUCUGGCCUGCCCCACCAGCAGGGGCACAGUCUCUCAUACCAGCCUCUGACCCACUGUAGAAGGAGUAGACUGCCCUCAUGUAGGCAUUUGGGAGUUAAUUUGACAGUUACUCUCUUGACAUGUGGUCUCCUUGACUCCCUUCUGUGUAAUGGUAGGCCUGAUGGGGGGUGCUAGUGACGCACCACCAUCACACAAGGCUUCCCAGUAAAUCAUUUGAUAGGAAUUUGCAAGGGUGGUGGAGAUGACAGUUGAAAACACUGAGGCAGCUGGUUGUCCUUUUUAAGGUACCCUGAAAGACCAUGUUUAAGCACAUGUAAAACUGUGCAGUUAACAUUUGGUGGAUGUUUGUACUUCUACAUUUGAUAAAAAAAUAAAUUCCAUGAUUUUUAAUCACACAUACUUGCUGUGUUGACUAUGUCACUGAUUAUUCAAGUAGGAUGGGUCUCUAUUCUAAGCACUGAUGGUGAGAAACGAGCAGGUCCUUUCUGUAAGAUUGCAGUUAAACAAU
Scleropages formosus (Asian bonytongue) is the source of this 2195-nucleotide messenger RNA. RefSeq names its product zDHHC palmitoyltransferase 16a (gene zdhhc16a). The transcript is spliced from 12 exons. NCBI's taxonomy places the organism in Eukaryota, Metazoa, Chordata, Actinopteri, Osteoglossiformes, Osteoglossidae. Gene Ontology annotation, molecular function: palmitoyltransferase activity. Bases 420 to 1586 code for a protein of 388 amino acids. The record is from RefSeq and is a predicted model, not a curated record.